CAGGGUCCUCCUGGCACUGGAAAAACAACUAGCAUUUUGUGCCUGGCCCGUGCAUUGUUGGGGCCAGCACUUAAAGAUGCUGUCCUGGAGCUGAAUGCCUCUAAUGACAGAGGUAUUGAUGUUGUGAGAAACAAAAUCAAAAUGUUCGCUCAACAGAAAGUGACUUUGCCCAAAGGUCGUCACAAGGUUAUUAUUUUGGAUGAAGCAGAUAGCAUGACAGACGGAGCUCAGCAAGCCUUGAGAAGGACUAUGGAGAUCUAUUCCAAAACAACAAGAUUUGCCUUAGCUUGUAAUGCCUCUGAUAAAAUAAUAGUUAAACAAGUUUGUAUUGAACCAAAUCAUUUGCCAUAUGUGGAAUACUGCGCAUCUCUGGCCUUCUCCUUCAUUUUUUCUGUCUUUUUUUUUUUUCAGGCUUUAAACAACGUACAGUCAACCCAUUCUGGUUUUGGCUUUGUUAAUAGUGAAAAUGUAUUUAAGGUUUGUGAUGAGCCUCAUCCUCUCCUUGUCAAAGAAAUGAUACAGCACUGUGUGAAUGCCAAUAUUGAUGAGGCAUACAAGGUAAUUGCCCACCUCUGGAAGCUUGGAUACUCACCAGAAGACAUAAUUGGCAACAUUUUUAGAGUGUGCAAGACCUUUCAAAUGGCAGAGUAUCUCAAAUUGGAAUUCAUUAAGGAGAUUGGCUACACACACAUGAGGAUUACAGAAGGUGUAAACUCACUACUGCAGAUGGCUGGACUUCUUGCUAGACUCUGCCAAAAGACGGCAGCUCCUGCGGCCAGUUGAAAAAGCUUUCUUUUCCCAACUAGGACUACAGAGGAAGACAUAAAAUGCUAGAACUUUUUGCCUGAAGUCCAAUACAACAAACCUCUCACCUGUAGCUGGGGAUCUGUAUUUGCUCAUUGCAUUGAAGUUAAUUCUAUCUAACUGUCAAUGCCAUGUGCAGAAUUCUUGGCAUAAGUGCUGGCAUUUCAUUUUUGUUUGGGUUGCUUAUACUGUCCCAUUGUCCCUGAAGUGUUUAACUUUCCUUUGGGCGAGUAAUAACUUCUCAUUAAAACUUCUUUAUUUCUAGGUAAGACUGCCAUGUCAUCCAUGCAUCCAUUGUCACCGAUUUAUUUGCACAGCUGUACAGUUUCAUGGAAUAACAAGAUGUACCACUCUGUAAUUUGUUUCUGCUAAAUAUAUUUUUAAUGUGUACAGACAGUUAAUUGUGCAGGUAAAUAUGAGCAAUAACACAUAGAAACCUAUGGUUUUUGUUUUGCUGUAUUGGAACAUUAAUAUCUUAGUUUGAAGUGAGGCCUCUGCAAAUGUAUUCUGCUUAUAAUACUCUGGCUCUUAAUUUCCAUUAGUUUUCUUCUUUGGAAUUCCAAUUUUGAUGUCCGAUAUUCUCUAGGUAUCAUUUUUCUAAUGGGUAGUCCAUUCUGUGCUCUUCUGGUUGAAGUGAGCUUAGAUUUCAGGAAGUACGUUUUUAAUGUUUAUUAAAAAAAAUAUUUCCUGCUUGUGAAUUUAGAUGUCCCAUCAUUUGCUGAAUAUGCCCAUAUAGUUACCAGUUGAUCAUAUCUGGAUUCUUGCCAACAUUCUGUGGUACCCUCCUUUUCAUUGGAUUAUUGUCUGUGGUGUAGGAAGCUCGUUUCCUAUACAAAGGCCUCUGUGAGUGAAACCUUUGAGUCGUCCCUUUGUGAGAAGACAAAAUAAUUUUUAGAGAGGAAACAUUUGAAGUAUUUACCUCCAAAGAAUUUGCUGUUCCUUCUUCCAUCCAAGACCAUGUCAUGAAAAGAGUGGGUUAGUUACAAUAAUUUACUCCUUCAGUCUUGUCCAGAACCCAUAAGUCCAAAUCAUGUGGUGAUAGUACAUGCAUAAUCUGUAUAUCAUAAGAACCUUACUUGAUCUAACGUACCAAACAUCCUGCCACCUAAGGACUCUGCUUUCCAAAGGGAAGCUUUCUAAAGGUAUUGAAUGUUUGUCUGCCUGCACCCAAAAUUCUAAUCUCCCCAUAUUCCCACUUGUAUAUAUGUUAUCCUUUUUCAGUAUUAGCUUAUAAGGUGUAUUCCUAAUUUAAAUUGCAUGAUGUCUGCUUGGCUUACUAAUUGCCUUUUCCCAUUUCAUUUAGUAAGUGGGACAAGAAGUUUUUAUUGGUAAGGCAAAAGCUAUGGAAAUAUUUCUCAAGGACAAAUUUUACUUGGCAGUACUUUUUUGCACUCUCUUCUUCCAGAAAACUUCAGUUUCUUUACUGACCCAGUCUGACCUGGAAGCACUUUGUAAUUUAAAAUAGCUGCUAUGGAAAACUUAAUAGCCAUUGCAGACACAUCCUUGAAAUUUAUGCUUCUUAUAGUAGACCUCUAUAUGUCUUUUGAUAGACUUGGUAUCUGAGAAAUCAGUGUGUUUCAUCCUCAAGGUUGAUAAUUCUUUUAAGUUUGAAACUUUUCAUCCUUUCAUUCGUUUCUAAGCUGAAAUUGGAGUCGUUUUUUUUUUGGUACUGACUAGGCCACUUCUAACAGACUGCAAAUUUUGCGCUUUGGCUAGGGAAGAGAAGGCAGUAAAAUGCCAACAAGUGGUUUGACAGAUUGAUACAAGAAAUGUAUCAUCUUUUGCCACCUAAAUUCAACAAGGCUGUUGAUGGCGUGAGUUGUCGGAGCCUGCUCAAUCUCUGGUCCUUGUUGGAGCUAUUUAGACCUUGACGCUCACAUUUCUGAAAAAUUACAAGUUUGAUAUAAUUUUACGAAUCAAGCUGUUCUUUAAAAAUGCAGUAUUAUAGCAAUUAAUGAUACAACAGGACUAAUUAUGCAGGAAUCUGAGGCUUAAAAAGGUGGUAGGUGGUGCUCAUCCCUGUUUGGAUUGCUGUGUCCACAGAAGCCGAUUUUUCCUUUAUACUGUAGGAAGGGUAUGUCACAGCAACUUCCUUAAAAUAAGAUGCAUCACUUAUGCAGGAUACCCUCUAAAACAGUGGAUCUUCAGAAGUAGGUCAUGCAACAGAUACUUUGGAAUUACCGCCACCUGCCCUCCCCCUCCUUUGAUUUAAUGAGCAGAUUGUACUUGAUGGAAGCUCAUCUUGGAAUUAAGUUACUGGUUUCUGAUUUGAAGGAUGGAGUUUGAAAAUGUAGAUUUGAUGAAAAGAAAUUGGAGUGCAACACUCGAAAGAUUGUCCAGUAUGUACCUGCACAGGGGAAAGAAAUAAAUUAGAGGGGUGGUCCCAGGAAGAAGACUACUGGGAAAACCUAAGAACCAGAAACUCUUGCUGGAACAGUACCUUCUGCAACAGUGAAUGUAUACACCAACAAAAGUCCUCACCAUCAAAUCAUUUUAAAGCCAUACUUUCGAAAAAAACAAAUAUAGAAGUAGGAUCUGCUGCAGUAAGAGAUUAUUGUUAUGGUGGUUACUUCACCUAAUGUGUAUAAUACAACUGGCAAUAUUUGUGCUUUAAUUAUUAUGGGAAGUACAGUGCGUUUCAUCAGCAGUUGUUUCCUAUAAAAUGCAUUUCAUUUUGUGCAAAUGAAGUCAACUGUAUUGUGUUCCAUUAACUUCUGCACAUAAUCAAGUAUGACAGCUGAAACCAGUUUUAAGUGGAAUGAAUCCCUCAAGUACAUAUUGGGAAUGUAUCUUAUUCUGUUAAUUUAUCAGAAGUCUAAGACAUUGUUCUAGAUGAAAAGUGCUUAAUUUAACUAAUAAAUUACCCGUGGACUGUU
Protopterus annectens (West African lungfish) is the source of this 3680-nucleotide messenger RNA. It is a transcript of the gene RFC2, whose product is annotated as replication factor C subunit 2. Gene Ontology annotation, cellular component: DNA replication factor C complex; nucleus. NCBI's taxonomy places the organism in Eukaryota, Metazoa, Chordata, Ceratodontiformes, Protopteridae. The transcript has 7 exons. Gene Ontology annotation, molecular function: ATP hydrolysis activity; DNA binding; ATP binding. The record is from RefSeq and is a predicted model, not a curated record. The annotation marks the transcript as partial. Gene Ontology annotation, biological process: DNA-templated DNA replication; DNA repair.